Molecule: messenger RNA, 987 nt
Organism: Aureobasidium melanogenum CBS 110374
Lineage: Eukaryota; Fungi; Ascomycota; Dothideomycetes; Dothideales; Saccotheciaceae
Product: chitin deacetylase 1
Exons: 3
Coding region: 1-987 (328 amino acids)
Biological process (GO): carbohydrate metabolic process
Molecular function (GO): hydrolase activity, acting on carbon-nitrogen (but not peptide) bonds
Source: RefSeq, a predicted model, not a curated record
AUGGUCCAUGUUGAAGAAUCUCUGCAGUUGCCGAGAGAUUUUGAAGGCUUUGGCGAAGAGGGCCACGAUCCUCAAUGGCCCAAUGGUGCUCGUAUAGCUGUAUCAUUCGUCCUGAACUACGAAGAGGGUGGUGAAAGAAACAUCCUCGACGGCGAUGGAACCAGCGAGGCAUAUCUCUGGGAGAAGGGUCCGUCCGGAGGUGGCAGAGAGCAUCGCCAUCUCAAUGGCGAGCAAGACUUUGAAUACGGAAGCCGAUGCGGCGCCUGGCGUAUCCAUCGACUCAUGAAAGAAUUUGGUUGGAAGAUGACUCUCUGGGCCGUCUCUGUUGCCAUGGAGAGGAACCCUGCUUUUGCAAAGGCCUGCGUGCGCGAUGGUCAUGAGAUCGGCGCACAUGGCUACAGAUGGCUUGACAUCUGGAACUAUUCCUUUGAAGAGGACAAAGCUUACAUCAAGAAGAGUUGCGAAACUCUGGAGGCAGCAACAGGCGAGUUUCCAAGCGGAGCUUAUUUUGGUAGAGGUACUCCUAACACUGCAUCUUUGUUGCCUCUGAUGUGGAAAGAAAUGGGACACAAGCUGCUCUAUACAUCCGAGGUCUACAACGAGGACUCGCCUUAUUGGAUCGAUCUUCCGUGGGAGAAAGAGCUUCCAGACUCGGAGAAGGAAGGCAUGCUGAUGGUUCCAUAUAACUAUGACUGCAACGACGGCAAGUUUCACAUGAGUCCCGGCUUUGUCAGCUCAAGCGGAGCAACGUACGAGCAGUAUCUCAAAGAUGCUUUCGACUGCUUAUACCGUGAAGGCGGCAAAAUGAUGACAAUCCCGAUGCACAGUAGGAUUGUGGGCAAACCAGGUCGAUCAGAAAGUCUGCGGAGGUUCAUGAAGUAUAUCUCGGAGAAGGAAGGGGUCUGGGUCACCACCCGCAGGGAUAUCGCAAACCACUAUCGGGAGAAAUUUCCGUAUAAGCCAGGCUCAAAGACUGGUGGUAGCUGA